Molecule: messenger RNA, 1731 nt
Organism: Aspergillus niger
Lineage: Eukaryota; Fungi; Ascomycota; Eurotiomycetes; Eurotiales; Aspergillaceae
Exons: 2
Coding region: 1-1731 (576 amino acids)
Biological process (GO): transmembrane transport
Molecular function (GO): transmembrane transporter activity
Source: RefSeq, a predicted model, not a curated record
AUGUCGAGUGAGAAGCAAACCGCCCCGAAUGCUCCCUCCCCUCCAGCACCACCGCCACCGUCAGAUCCUCCGCGGCGAGAUUGGCGCUUUUGGGCCAUUUUCCCUCCGCUAUGCGUGGCUACAUUACUGUCAGCGCUAGAAUCUACGGUCGUGUCGACGGCCCUGCCCUCCAUUGUGGAUGAUCUCCACUCGGGAAAUCUGUACAUCUGGUUUGUCAAUGGCUACUUCUUAACUUUCACCGCUUUCCAACCGCUGUAUGGCCAGUUGGCCCAAGUGUUCGGCCGGCGCUGGCUGCUGAUCGGGGCCGUGGCAAUAUUUGCAUUGGGCAGUGGCAUCAGCGGCGGUGCCAGCAGCUCAGCCAUGCUGCUGGUUGGUCGAGUCCUUCAAGGCGCAGGUGGCGGCGGCAUCAGUCUCAUGACACAGUUGGUCAUUAGUGACCUGGUGUCGGUGCGUGAACGAGGCAAGUUCAUGGCCAUCAUCUUCACCACCUUCUCGCUGGGGACCUCGCUGGGCCCGUUUAUUGGGGGCGCGCUGGUCGACAACACCACCUGGCGCUGGGUGUUCUACAUCAACUUACCCAUCGCCGGCGCCGCCCUCGUCUUGCUGUACUUCUUUCUGCAGGUCCAUUUCCAGCGGCGACUCACGGUGCGACAGAAGAUGAGCCGCAUCGACUUCGUGGGUAAUGCCAUUCUGAUUGCCUCGGUCACCUCCGUCCUCAUUGCCCUCUCCUGGGGCGGAUCCCGGUAUAGCUGGCGCUCCUGGCAUGUGCUGGUUCCCCUCUUGGUCGGAUUUGCGGGCACGGGCUUCUUUCACUUCUACGAAAGUACCCGCUUCUGCAAGGAGCCCACGUUGCCGACACGUAUCCUCGCCAAUAACCGGACCACCUCCAUUGUUCUCUUCUGUUCAUUCUGCCAGUUUCUGCUGUCCUUCUGGACCAUCUACUUCCUGCCCAUCUACUUCCAGGGCGUCCUCCUCGUCUCCCCCGAGCGCAGUGGCGUCUUACUCCUCCCGUUUGUCAUUACCAGUCUACCCAUCGCCAUGCUCUUUGGCAAUCUGCUCACCCGUUGGGGCCGGUACAAGCCCAUCCACAUUGUGGCUUUCAUGCUGAUCACCCUGGGCACCGGGCUGUUCAUCCGCCUGGAUCAGCACUCGUCCAUGGCGGAGUAUGUCAUCUUCCAGAUCAUCACCGCUGUGGGCACGGGGAUGAUCAUGUCGACCUUGCUGCCCGCCGUGCAGGCCCCAUUGCAGGACACUCAGGUGGCCCCCGCGACGGCGACUUGGGGCUUCUUGCGAGCGUACGGCGGCGUCUGGGGGGUGGCCAUCCCGGGCGCGAUCUUCAACUCCCAGAUCCAGACCAAUCUGAGCAAGCGCGUGAGUGAUCCGGAUGUGCGACGCACCCUGGGGAGUGGAUCGGCCUACUCGCAUGUCUCAAGCUCCUACAUUCGCUCCCUGCCCGCCGACGUCCGCGAUGAUGUGGUCAGCGUCUAUGUCGACGCCCUCCGCAUUGUGUGGGCCACCGCCACGGCGUUUGCUGGACUGUGCUUCCUGCUCACCUUGCUGGAGAAGGAGGUCCCCUUGCGCACCUCGGUGAAAUCAGACUACGGGAUGCGUCGUCGUGAGCAGGAGAAGACGACCGCAGGGGAUAGCAAUGGGAAUGCGGAGUCCAGCCAGUCCAACUCGAGCCCGGACGCCUCGUCUACACCGCGCCCUGCUGACCCGCAUUCAUCAUAG